Molecule: messenger RNA, 2351 nt
Organism: Clupea harengus (Atlantic herring)
Lineage: Eukaryota; Metazoa; Chordata; Actinopteri; Clupeiformes; Clupeidae
Biological process (GO): regulation of transcription by RNA polymerase II
Cellular component (GO): chromatin; PcG protein complex; transcription regulator complex
Molecular function (GO): RNA polymerase II cis-regulatory region sequence-specific DNA binding; DNA-binding transcription factor activity, RNA polymerase II-specific
Source: RefSeq, a predicted model, not a curated record
UAGACCUGCUCCGGUAUCAUUCAGCAAGAUUAUGGAGUCAUCCCGUAUGAUUUAAUUGCAGCAUAAAUGAUAAUUAAAAGAAGACAUCCAUCCCAAGUUUAGUAUACAGUCGAUAAUGUAUCUGUUUUCCUAAACAUUAAAGGAGGUAACUUAAUCUUGCUGGCUAAAUAGUUAACACUAGCCAAUUUCAACUCGGUGAACUAACGUUAACUAGUAAGACGGUCAACCAUUGACAGUAAAGCAGCCAACGCUCUUUGGAUCAACGGCUGUUAUGGGACGGAAUUCAGUACUGAAAUCGAAAGUGUCAAGCAUCCCGCCGUCCUCUUUGCGGCUUUUGGUACCCCCUAUUCGGUUGAUGGCUGCUGCGAUGUUGCAAACUGUUCAGCUACGCAGAGUCGUUCAUUACGGAAAACUGGAAGAGUUUGUAACGCUUGUCACCGAGGUGUUUCCUGACAUACUCAGUCGUAAGGAAAUGAUUAUGCUUAUUCUGGGGUUGCGAGGAAGGCUGAUACUUAAACUGUGCCAGGAAGACCACAAAUCUGCUCCCAAGACCAUCCAGCCACAUAUAGUCAGAAUGCGGCAAUUUGCUAAAGACAUGCAACAAAGAGAGAACAACAAAGAUCCAAGUGUGAAGACUUUGGUUGGGAACUUCUUGGAACUUGUCCAGAACUUGUUGAAGGACAUUAACACUUGGAAUCAUUUCUUCCAGGAAGUGUUCCCCUCCAUGUAUGGUAAGAAGUUUGAUACUGCACUAGAGUCACUGAUGAGCGAGUUCCUUUCAAGGCUUGAGAAAAUGCUGCCAGUGCCAGACUUCAAAGAGGCUGCAUCAUUCCUCAGUGAUAGUCUUUCAGACUUAGAGCUAUGUUUCCAGACAGUAACUGACCCAGAUCAACUUAAACCUUUACUUCUCCAUAAGCCAGCUGCCACUAACAAGUUUGACAAAGAAACACCAUUUGGAGACACCAUUUUGUCUGCUCUGUCCUGUCAAUCAUCUACAGCUGUAGAUCAACAGUCCGUCUGUCCUAACCCCAAAUCUGCCACAAAUGAAGAAGAAAGCUCUACAUGUUUAGAGGAAAACAGUGAUGUAGAUGACUUUGUUGAGGAGUUACAGGAAGAAUCAGAAAAUAAUCAGAAAGCCAAGGGGGACCAAUUCACAGGAACCUCUGCAAAACCGUCUAAGGGUCGCAAGGCUGCGAAGAAACCACUUCAUGAGUGUCCUUCAUGUGGUAAGACGUGUCUUUCGGCAGCCGGCCUCAAAAGACACGUGAGACUUCAUUCAGGAGAUUUUCUAUUGAGUUGCACAAGCUGUAAAAGGAGAUUUAGUACCGAAAAGGCUUUGAACAAACACUUGCAAGUCCAUGCAAACUCUUCUGUCUCAGACAAAAGGAGUAAAACAUCCAAAGUAAAAGAACCUGUUCCUUGUUGUUUGUGCGGUAAAUCUCAUACCAAACCCAAUCCACCUGCUUGCGAUCAGUGCGGGAAACGGUACUGUACCUACGUGGGUCUCUACAGACACCGUAAACUUCACUCAGGGGAGCGACCAUACCUCUGUACUCUGUGUGGGAAGGGUUUUGCUUAUUCCGACAUACUGAGAGCACACAUGCGGACGCACACUGGGGUGCGAUCUCAUAGCUGCCCUGUCUGCGAGAAGAAGUUUGUUCAAGGAAGUGGUCUGGUCAGGCAUCUGAGAACGCACACAGGUGAGAGACCCUAUGCCUGUAAAACAUGUUCAAAAACCUUCCUGAGCAAACCAGAGCUCGAGCUACACACUCGAACGCACACUGGAGAAAGGCCUUACCACUGUUUGCAGUGUGGGAAACGUUUUGUGGCAUCCACUCACCUGAUAAACCACAUGCGGACUCAUACGGGGGAGCGUCCUCACAGCUGUCCCCACUGCGAUAAGCGAUUUGGGCUUCCCGAUCAGCUGAGAAAGCACCUGCUAGUACACACUGGUGAGAAACCGUACGAAUGUCCAGAAUGUGGGAAGAAAUUUUCACAGCAAGGCAACAUGAAGACCCAUCUGCGAACUCACAUAUAGACUGUAACGGAGCUCCAUGGAGCAAUAAACCCACCUCUUACUGAUAACAUAAUGUGUUUAUGUUGAAUGUGCAAAAACAUACUAAGACUUCAAAGUCUUUUUCUUGAUUCUUUGUGGCUGGAGUUUUAGUGGUUUUUUUUGUUUGGUUAUGUAAGGACAACUUACUGAAAUUUACUUCAACAAAACUCCAAACCCCACAAGACCCAGGUUAUCUCUAAUGCUCCACCAUGUCCCUUCACACUGAUCAAAGAAGCGUUUGUUACAUAAAAUAAAUCUGAUUUCAAGAUCACACUACCUGUGAGUAGGAUGACCC